Messenger RNA from Lineus longissimus, 6191 nucleotides. RefSeq names its product zinc finger protein 236-like. The coding region runs from base 48 to 5462 and encodes 1804 amino acids. Gene Ontology annotation, biological process: regulation of transcription by RNA polymerase II. Gene Ontology annotation, molecular function: zinc ion binding; DNA-binding transcription factor activity, RNA polymerase II-specific; RNA polymerase II cis-regulatory region sequence-specific DNA binding. Gene Ontology annotation, cellular component: nucleus. Lineage: Eukaryota; Metazoa; Nemertea; Pilidiophora; Heteronemertea; Lineidae. The record is from RefSeq and is a predicted model, not a curated record. The transcript is spliced from 21 exons.
UGUCUGAUCACCGCCAUUUUGUUGUGGACCGUUCCCCAGUGGAAAAAAUGUCCCUGCAAGUGGACCAAGAAUCAGAAGUUACACCGGAAAAUGUCACUGAAUACACAAUAAUCCAACAAGUCCCUCAAGAUGAUGCAGCCGCGUACUCGGACAUGGCAACUUCUGUCAGCGAUGGCACACACACAUUCACAGUCCCUGCAAGUCUGUCAGAAGACAUGGCGUUGGACCCCAAUGUCCGUCAAAGUGUCGUGCAGAUAUUGGAGCAAGCAAUGGCCCAGCAGCAGUCGGCACAGACGCAGGUCAUACAGAAUGUCUACUUCACAGUGGAUCCCAACAGUGGCCAUGCUAUCCUCCAUAACCUGACAGAUGAUCAAGCAAUGUUAGCUAACCUGCAGCCUGGAAUGCAGCAAGGCAUGGAGGAGGAUACUUAUGCUCAGUUAGUGGAUGCGGCUGGAACGACCGGAGAUCAGGUUGUUCACAUCCAGAUAGAAUCUCAAAACCAAGAGAACAUCCCUCCCCAGCAGGCAUCUAUAAAGGUAGAGUCUGAUCUGCCCCACACCUCUGAGCCUGAUCCUACCCAUAUUGGACCACAGCGACCACCUAAACGCUCUGGACGUCCCAAGCUCAACAUAGAAAUAAAACCUCCCGUGGGAAAGGGUCCAUACAAAUGUGACCACUGUGAAAAGGUCUUCCCCAAGUGGCCUCAGCUUCAGCGCCAUCUACGAACACACGAUGAAGACAAGCCAUACCGCUGCAUUGAUUGCUUCAUGACGUUCAACGUGGAGGAGAAUCUCCGGCUACACGCGGCCAUCCACAAUAUUGAUAACCCAAAAUGUCCGGAAUGUGGCAAGAAGUUUACCCGGGUGGCGAGUUUGAAAGCUCAUCUAAUGAUGCAUGAGAGAGAGGAGAGUCUCAUGUGCUCAGAGUGUGGCGAUGAGUUUGGUUUGCAGAGCCAACUUGAUCGCCAUAUGGAAGAGCACCGAGAAGAGCAAGAAGGCCGACGGAGGUAUCCAUGCAAGCAGUGCACACAGGAGUUCGGCCGGAUGCAUCUGCUCCGUGAGCAUAUGAAGCAGCAUUAUAAAAUCAAGUCCUCCAUGUCUCACAAGACAUACCGGCGUCAGAUUGACCGGACCCGUUUCCCCCACAAGUGCGCUCACUGCGGCAAGACCUUCCUCAAGCCAAGUCAGCUUCAACGUCACAUCCGAAUUCAUACAGGAGAAAGACCAUUCGAGUGCCAUGUCUGUGAUAAAGCUUUCAACCAAAAGGGGGCGCUGCAGAUUCAUAUGACCAAACAUACGGGCAAUAAGCCGCAUGUGUGUGACUUCUGUCCGAUGCCUUUCUCACAGAAGGGAAAUCUUCGAGCUCAUAUUGCGAGAGUGCACACCCCUUCAAAAGAUGGUGACAACUCCACUUACACCUGUGAAGAAUGUAGCUGUGUGUUCAAGAAGCUCGGCAGCCUCAACGCUCACAUGAGCAAGGCUCACAGUGAACCAACGGACCUUGCCACAGCGGUUGAAAUGAAUAGAAAGCAGACUGGAGACAGCAAACAGGCUGUCAGCGAUGUCAUUCAUCAGCUGUUGCAGUUAUCGAAACAGGUGUCAGACCAGCAGCCAAGUGUGAGUGGUGUUAACAAUGACAUACUCCAGCAGGCCCUGACUGACAGUGGUCUCACCGCCAACCCAGAUAAAGCAACUGCUGGAGCAGAUCUGAAACCUCCAGUGUCUGUUCCACAAAAGAUCCCUCUACAGCUGAGUGAGAGUGGUAUGGCGACUCUGGCGAUUCAUGAUGCAGCGACUGGGCUCAUGAAGAGACAUGUCAUCAGAAAGGUAAACGGCAUCCGAUGGCACCAGUGCACUUACUGUAGCAAGGAGUUCAAAAAGCCUAGUGACCUCGUGCGUCACAUUCGCAUCCACACCCACGAGAAACCCUACAAGUGCACGGCAUGCUUCCGGGCGUUCGCCGUCAAGAGCACGCUGACAGGCCACAUGAAGACCCACACUGGCAAUAAAGACUUUAGAUGUGAGGUCUGUGAGAAGAUGUUCUCAACACAGGGAAGCUUGAAGGUGCAUCUCCGGUUACACACAGGUUCCAAGCCAUUUGACUGUUCCCAUUGUGACAAGAAGUUCCGAACCUCCGGUCACCGGAAAAGUCACGAGGCUUCCCACUACAAGGAGAACUCACCCAAGAAGCCUCGUCGCCCUAUCAAGAGGUCGUCCAAGCCUGAUAUAUCACUCCCAGAUAUACCGCUGCAGGAACCCAUUCUUAUCACAGACACUGGUCUCAUCCAACAGCCGUCAAGGACGGCCAUGUUUACCUCUUACCUUGGUGAAACCACCAGCGUCGACCGCCCUUACAAGUGCCAGUACUGUUCUCGAGGAUUUAAGAAGUCCAGUCAUCUCAAACAGCAUGUCAGAUCACACACAGGAGAGAAACCUUAUAAAUGCCUGCAGUGCCUUCGCCAGUUCGUGUCAAGCGGCGUCCUGAAGGCUCACAUCCGCACUCACUCGGGACUCAAGUCUUACAAGUGUCUCAUCUGUGACAGCACGUUUACCACCAACGGCAGCUUGAAGCGUCACAUGUCCAUCCACAGCGAGGUCCGGCCGUUCAUGUGCCCGUAUUGUCAGAAGACAUUCAAGACAUCGGUCAACUGUAAGAAGCAUAUGAAGACACAUAAACAUGAGUUGGCCAUGCAGGCCCUCCAACAGCACCCUGACCAGUCCGACCAGCCGGAGAUCACAGACACCAUACAAGAUGACCAAGAUGAUGUCCCACAACCUGCUCAGACCCAGGUCAUCACGCAAACUGACACAGAGAUUGUGACGAACCUGGAGGUCCAGAUCCCACAUCAUCACGGCCAGCCACAACAAGUGAUCCAGGAGCAACCUGACCUGACCUUGAGUCAACCUGAUGUUGUGCUCCACACUGAGGACCUGAAUACUGCCAAUGUGAUUACUGAUGGCCUCGAUCAGAGUGCCCUAGAGCAGCAGCUGCAACAGACUCUCAAUCAACAGAUCUUUGGCAACCAACAGAAUCUAUUGGGCAACCAGCAAAACUUCAACCAGAUAACAUUCAGCCAGGGCCAGUUCACUGUCGGCCCAACCCUGCAGAAAAUGUUGGACGUCAACUCAUUUACUGGUGCACUGAACACGCCGGUGACGUCCGUUUCUAAUCCACUGCCAAGUACAUCCAUGCAGAACAUACUCCAAACAAGGGAGAAUGAGCUGACCCCCGCCCAGCAAGAGCGCCAGGCCGUCAUCCAACAGGAGACUGACGAUGGUAAACGUUCAUACCGGUGUUGUUACUGUGACAAAGGCUUCAAGAAGUCAAGUCACCUCAAGCAACAUAUCCGUUCACAUACUGGAGAAAAACCAUACAAAUGUGGCCAGUGCACCAGGAUGUUCGUGUCAGCAGGUGUACUCCGGGCUCAUCUGAAGACGCACACCGGAGUUAGGGAGUUCAAGUGUCAUGUAUGCAGCGCCACCUUCACUACGAACGGCUCAUUAACUCGGCACAUGAUGAUUCACACGACCGCCAAGGCAUUCCAGUGUCCACUCUGUCCUGAACAGUUCCGAACGUCAAUCCAUUGUAAGAGACACAUGAAGACCCACAGUCAGGCGGAGGGGGCCGAUGAUGAUGAAGACUAUGUGCCUGGAGAUGAUGAGGACACAGCUGAUGAAGGAGGCAAGGCACAGAACUCGUCAACACGAGGGAGGGCGAAAUCAACAAUCAUACAAAUCACUGAAGAACAAGCUGCCAAACUCACUGAAACCAGCAUGGAGCAAGACAUGUCUGUAUCAGAGAAAAUCCUCAUCCAGUCUGCAUCUGAGAAAGAUCGCAUUGCACAGGUUCAGGAGGAUGAUGAUGGUGCUGUCACCGAGAAAAUGCAGAAGCAUGCACAUGCUUGUAGUUCAUGUGAUAAAAGUUUUAAAAAGCCGUCAGAUCUGGUUCGUCACCUGAGGAUCCACUCGGGAGAGAAACCAUAUGAGUGUAGUAUAUGUCAUCGGCAGUUUACCGUUAAGUCCACGUUGGAUUGUCACAUGAAGACACAUUCUCAAGUGGACAAGUCGUUUAAAUGCCAUGUCUGCAACUCACUCUUCUCCACCAAGGGAAGUCUGAAAGUUCACAUGCGACUCCACACGGGAGCGAAACCUUUCAAGUGUAAACACUGUGAUGCUCGCUUCCGCACAUCGGGACAUCGCAAGAGUCAUAUGCAGUCUCACUUCAGGCCAUCAGCUGUGCCGAAGAAGAGGAAGGCACCAUCACGUCCGGCAGACCAACUCCAGCCAAUUAAUAUGCUGAACCAACCAGCUGAGAUACCAGCAGUGCAGAACCAAGUGAUCAACUUAGACAAUUCUCUCCUCCAGUCGGGUAAUGUCAUGCCAAUCUCAUUAUCCAUUGAUUCAUUCGGCGCGUUGAAUGAGAGUGGAUUAGCUGCGCAGGUCUUGCAAGGUUUGGAGGGGAUUCAGCUGCAGCUGACUGGGGGCCUCGGGAGCCUUGGUCAGGGGAUACAGAUCUCUGGUCUUGAUCCAAGCCUUGUCUCACAGACAGUGCAAAUCGAUGCUAGCCUUCUCCAACAGAUACAGCAACAAGGUAACUUCAAUGUGCAGGUCAACCCAGGGCUCGUCAACCAGACAUUACAAGUGGCAGACCCGAACCUUAUCCAAAAUAUCCAAGUACAGUCAUCGUUACCAGAUGAUUCUGUGAAUCCUAAUGUCAUUGUGCAACCGAUGGCAUCGUUAACGUCCGAUGCAGAAGAUGAUACUGAGGAAGGGGUGGAGAUUCCGACGGGAGAGGUGUAUGAGACAACGACUGAGGUGGUGGAUCAAGUUCAUAACGAAUCUCUGGUUGAAGAGCAUGAUACAACGACCAUCCAUGACAUCACCGACCAAGCUCUGAUGGAGGAAUCAAGGAUAGAUAUGGACACGACAGACAGGAUUCAUGUAUGCCAGGUCUGUGACAAAGCUUUCAAGAGGGCCAGCCACCUGAGGGACCACCUCCAGACCCACACCAUGUCAGCGUCCAAGAGCAAAGCAACACCCCAUAAAUGUAACACAUGUGAGAAAGCGUUUGCUAAGCCUAGUCAGUUGGAGAGGCAUCGAAGGAUACACACAGGCGAGCGUCCGUUUGUUUGUACCAUCUGCCAGAAAGCAUUCAACCAGAAGAACGCCCUCCAGAUGCAUCUCAAGAAACACGCUGGCAGCAAGGAUUAUAAAUGUCCCUAUUGUAUGAUAGGAUUUGUACAGAAAGGUAACCUCAAGACCCACAUCAGGCGAGCUCACCACACAGACAUGGUACAGUCGAUGAAUAUACCCAAGGGUGACGGCAUGGACAUGUUGAACAAAAUGGACGAUGUUGUUGUUGAGAGUUCGUCUAUCACCAUGACAACUGGUGCAGAUGGAGAAAUGAAGGAUGAGGGGUCGAGUUGGGUAGAGGGUGUGGUGUCUGAAUUGUUUCAGUCAUGAAGGAGGAAUAUAGUGAGGAAUGAAUUGAGAGUAAUUAUCUCCUGAAACAGGAGAGUUAUCAUUCAUAGAGUUACAAUAUCUGAUCAACAGAACGUCUAGGAAAUGCUGAUGUGUACAAAUGUUGGUUUUAUAUUGAGUGAAAUCCUUCUGUGUUGAUGAUCAGAAGCAUAAUUUAUUCAAACACCAUUCGUUUGUCAGUUCUGGUCUGUUUUAUGAUUCAGAGUUAAGUGUUGUAAAUAGCUGUGCACACUGAUUUUUCGCGUGCGUUGAAAUGAAAACCCCCCGAAUAUUUCGGGGUAAGCCGUAGUAGGCCUAUGUACUGAAAGUAGAAGUGUUCUGUUGGUUGCCUAUGAUGGAAUACUUCACGUCACGUUUUCGAGCAAAGCAUUCUCAGUUACAUGUAGAUAUUCAAGAUAUCUUUUGGUAAGAACAACUGUACAUAAAAGCUUCAGAGAAGUAGUGUUUCGUUGGUUUUUGUUUGGCAGAAAGCUGAAGUAAAUUCUAUUUGGAUAAGAGGUGAGAACAAUGUGUGACAAAUAGACUUCCUCCUUUGGAAAAGCUAUGAAGCUGUAGGGUUCAUUUCAGAUUGAAGUUUUUUUGACCAAUUUCAAUAAGCAAAUGUUCCAACAUUGCAUUCAUGUUUGUUGAUAAUAUAUCUUUUAAAUUACUUGUACUCUGUGAAGAGUUGAUAAGUCAAUUAUAUGUCCCUGAGGAGGCUUUUUAAGUUAA